AGACGGAGCUCCGCCACCAAACGCAUCCACAACCCGCCCGCCUGCCUCUGCCCCGGGAAGGAGCGAGGACUAAUCCAGCCUUUCUGGGACACACUUUAGGGAUUCUUAUCUGACUCGUUUUUUACAUAUUGUUUUAUUUUUAUUUUUAUUAACUUUCUCUGUUUUGUUGCCAAAUUGUUUCCGGUGCCUUUUACGCACAGCCAUCGCACGAAAAGGCUGUAAGAGAGACGUUUUUAGUUCCUUUUUUCUUUUCAAGUUGUUUCCUCAAAAACUGAAAUCACGCAGCCACAGAGAGACAGGCAACCUGAUCCUGAAACGUGGAGACGGAUCAGUGUGAGCGCUUUGGAAACAAAAAGGAAGCUAAUCAGCGGAGUUUUUUUUUUUUUUUUUCACUCACAGAAAAGAAGAAGUAUCUCCAGUCCAAAACCCGAGCGCUGGAGAGCAUGGACCUGACAGCGCGCUCGAAGCCAGGAAACCUUUGCGCUCCAUCGCGGGAUUUUUGUCUUUAUUCAACUCAGCAACUCUAAAAUGAGAAAGUGAAAUGCUUUUGCAACAAAUAACUGAGUAAGUUUUCCCCCCUCCCUCAUUAAUCUCCAGCAGCAGCUUUUCACUUUGUAAUGCAAGAAACCUGCCUUUUUGAGACAGAGAAAAACAUUUGACUGUUUUUUUUUUCUUAAAACUGAGAGGGGAUAAUGUGUUCAGCUGUGAAACCGAGCCUCAUCCCUGUGCUGCUGCUGGUGCUGUGGAGCAGCAAGGGCUCAGCCAUCAGCUCCAUAGACCCCGACUGGUCAGGAGAGGGCAGAUGUCAGCAUAUUAACAUCCCCCUGUGUAAAGACAUUGGCUACAACAUGACCCGCAUGCCGAACCUCAUGGGUCAUGACGAUCAGAAAGAGGCCGCCAUCAAGCUCCAAGAGUUCUCCACGCUGAUACAGUACGGGUGCCACGGCCACCUCAAGUUCUUCCUGUGCUCGCUGUACGCUCCCAUGUGCACGGAGCAGGUGUCCAACCCCAUCCCGGCGUGCCGAGUCAUGUGCGAGCAGGUCAAGAUGAAGUGCUUGCCCAUCCUGGAGCGCUUCAACUUCCCCUGGCCCGACUCCCUGGACUGCUCCCGCCUUCCCACCAAAAACGACCCCAACAACCUGUGCAUGGAGGCGCCCAACAACGGGUCCGACGAGCCCCCCAAAGUGUCCCACACGCAGCCUCCGGAGUUCAGGCCACAGCGGCCCAUGAGCGCACACGACCUGCACCUGAAGGACAGCGGCGGCAGCAGCAGGCAGACCUGCAGCAACCCCGGCAAGUUCCACUUUGUGGAGAAAAGCGAGUCCUGUGCCCCAAAGUGCUACUCUAAAGUGGACGUGUAUUGGAGUCAGGGGGACAAACAGUUCUCCCUGGUGUGGAUGGCCAUCUGGUCCAUCCUCUGCUUUGUCUCUAGUGCCUUCACUGUUCUCACGUUCCUCAUUGACCCACAGAGAUUCAAAUACCCCGAGAGGCCAAUCAUCUUUCUCUCCAUGUCCUACUGUGUUUACUCUGUGGGCUAUCUCAUCCGACUUUUUGUUGGAGCUGACAGAAUAGCCUGUGACAGGGACAACGGGGUUCAGUAUAUUAUUCAAGAAGGUCUGGAGAGCACCGGAUGCACCAUCGUCUUCCUCAUCCUGUAUUACUUUGGCAUGGCCAGCUCCCUCUGGUGGGUUAUCCUGACCCUAACUUGGUUUCUGGCUGCAGGGAAGAAGUGGGGCCAUGAGGCCAUUGAGGCCAACAGCAGCUACUUCCACCUGGCGGCGUGGGCCAUUCCAGCCGUGAAGACCAUCAUGAUCCUGGUGAUGAGGAAGGUGGCCGGGGACGAGCUGACGGGCGUCUGCUACGUGGGUAGCAUGGACGUGAAAGCUCUCACCGGCUUCGUGCUCAUUCCGCUCUCCUGCUAUCUCAUCAUCGGCACCUCCUUCCUGCUGUCCGGCUUCGUGGCCCUCUUCCACAUCCGAAAGAUCAUGAAAACGGAGGGCGAGAACACGGACAAGCUGGAGAAGCUGAUGGUCCGCAUCGGCGUCUUCUCUGUGCUCUACACGGUCCCGGCCACCUGCGUCAUCGCCUGCUACUUCUACGAAAGGCUCAACAUGGACUACUGGCGCAUCCUCGCCACCGAGCAGAAGUGCGUGGAAAGCAGCGGGCCCGAGUCGGACGAGUGCGUCAUGAAGGCUUCCGUCCCCGCCGUGGAGAUCUUCAUGGUGAAGCUCUUCAUGCUGCUGGUGGUGGGCAUCACCAGCGGGAUGUGGAUCUGGACGUCGAAGACGCUGCAGUCGUGGCAGAACGUGUUCAGCAGGAAGCUGAAGAAGAGGACGAGGAGGAAGGCGAGCAGCGUCUUCACCAGCAGCAGGCCUUACAUCAAACCUCACCCGUCUCUCAAAGGGCAGAACACGAAGUACGAGCCCACUCGAGCCCCGCCGACAUGCGUAUGAGCUGGUUCUCACUUUGUACAAAACAUACUUUUAAAAGCAGGACUUCUGAUUGAUCAGAAGAGUCACAGCUCAUGCUUUAUUUAUGCAUCACGCAUUGAGAACAUACAUAUCCUUUUUUUGUAUCUUUCAGCCUCAUCAAAAGAAGGCUGUGUUUGAGUGAAAUCGGCUUCACUCUUAUUCUUUUGGGGAACUCGAGUUACAAAAAAAAAGUAGAAGUUGUAUUGUUCCCGAGACAAACAGAACAGAGUAAACMUGUUGGAUUUGUGUUACUUGAAUAAAGUGCAAUAGAUGUUUUCCUUUCUGGCUGAAAGACACUUAGACUGCUGGUGAAACCUUACAGACAAUGGAGGCACACGGUCUGAGAGAUGACUGUUGUUUCCAGGUUUUUAUAAUGGAAAUCCUGCUUGUCAUAAAUGCAUGAA
Austrofundulus limnaeus is the source of this 2875-nucleotide messenger RNA. RefSeq names its product frizzled class receptor 10 (gene fzd10). The transcript has a single exon. NCBI's taxonomy places the organism in Eukaryota, Metazoa, Chordata, Actinopteri, Cyprinodontiformes, Rivulidae. Gene Ontology annotation, cellular component: membrane. Gene Ontology annotation, biological process: canonical Wnt signaling pathway; non-canonical Wnt signaling pathway. Gene Ontology annotation, molecular function: Wnt-protein binding; transmembrane signaling receptor activity. Bases 693 to 2453 code for a protein of 586 amino acids. The record is from RefSeq and is a predicted model, not a curated record.